AUGCCCGUGAGAAACUGGACUAAAAAAUGGCCCCAACUUCUCCAGCCCGUCAACACCUUGCACAUCUCACGCAAGUCGGUCGAGAUCGACCGGGAUUUCCGCGUCCACCUUGUGGCGGCGGGCCAACAACAAGCCUUCGAUCUCCGACAAAGCCGCCAAUCAGCAGUUGAAAGCGCGAAGGCUGCGAGCGAUCGAUUGGAAGCGAGAUGA
Penicillium odoratum is the source of this 210-nucleotide messenger RNA. RefSeq lists its product as uncharacterized. The coding region runs from base 1 to 210 and encodes 69 amino acids. The transcript has a single exon. NCBI's taxonomy places the organism in Eukaryota, Fungi, Ascomycota, Eurotiomycetes, Eurotiales, Aspergillaceae. The record is from RefSeq and is a predicted model, not a curated record.